AUGAUGAGAAGUGAUGUCUCGUAUUACGACUUAAUCUUGAUGAUCGAAGAAGUUGGCUUUCAGGCAAUUGACUUUCUGAACUAUGCGAAAAAAACACGUCUAGGCAGGUCCUACUUAGUUCACAUUUAUGAUGAAGGUCUUGUGAUGAAAAUGUUGCCCGACCCUGAGAUUGUGAAAGCUGUCCAUCUGUAUGUGUCUAAGGAGAAGGCUGACGAUCAAAUUGCUCCGCCUAGCAAGCAAAUUGAUGUUGCUCCAUCUAACCAUCCAAAUGAGAGUGUUCUCUUACAGGACGGUGGUGUCUCUGCUGAAGAGGCAGGGCAACUUACUAUGCAAGGGCCACAAAGACCACCACGUAGGUCAAAAAGGUUGAAUGUGAUUCAGGUUACGGACCAACGUGAUGAUGAAGAUGGAGACUGCAACAAUGGUGAGCAAUUCCCACAAGGUCAUGAAUCACAAGCAUUGGUCGAUGAAGAGUGUCAAGUUCACAAUCAAGUAGACAAGGAAGUACGCAAGUGCAAGAGAACAAGCUUGCCAAUUGUCUGGAACAUGCCAAAGGGGCAGAGAAUAGUUGUGAAAUGCAAUGAAGAUAGCCAGCCUAUAGGAGAUGAAGGUGCAAUCUUGGGGAAGUUUCUGGGCACGAUUGCUAGAAAUGGAGGGUUUUGCCCACUAAACAUAAAUGAUUGGCGUCAUGUCAAAAAGAAUAGUGGUGAGGAAACAAUAUUGCAGUGCGUACAGACAAAGUUUGUGUAUCCUCGAUCAUGUGAAAAAUGGAUACUCAAAUCAAUUGGAAGAGACUGGAGGAAAUUUAAGUCUAGUUUGAAAGAUGCUUUCUUCAAACCCGCCAUUGAAAAAAAAUCCAAACAUCAAGCGAAAGGCUUUGUAUAA
Triticum turgidum subsp. durum (durum wheat) is the source of this 885-nucleotide messenger RNA. The record is from the annotation of a GenBank genome assembly. NCBI's taxonomy places the organism in Eukaryota, Viridiplantae, Streptophyta, Magnoliopsida, Poales, Poaceae.